Molecule: messenger RNA, 1468 nt
Organism: Zingiber officinale
Lineage: Eukaryota; Viridiplantae; Streptophyta; Magnoliopsida; Zingiberales; Zingiberaceae
Product: acetylglutamate kinase-like
Exons: 1
Coding region: 110-1147 (345 amino acids)
Biological process (GO): L-arginine biosynthetic process
Cellular component (GO): cytoplasm; chloroplast thylakoid
Molecular function (GO): acetylglutamate kinase activity; arginine binding; L-glutamate N-acetyltransferase activity, acting on acetyl-CoA as donor
Source: RefSeq, a predicted model, not a curated record
AAAUUUCUUCCCGAACUGGCCGUUUCGUCCCCAAAUCUUUGUGCUGCCUCUUUCUCGAGCGAUUAAUUCGGCGAACACCUCGUCGCUGCCGGCAUCAGUCACGGUCACGAUGCUCUCUGCGAAAAGCUAUACUACUCCUCUCCGCUUCUCGCUUCCGUUUAAAUCCCUUCAGGGACAUAGCCCUAAACCCGGCUUGCUCCCAGCGAGGCCAACCCACAUGAGCUCCAUCGUCGCCGCUGCAGCCGCCGAACCCGCCGCCGUCGUGCCUGUUGCACCUUCGCCGCCCGUCAAGACACCGUCUCAGACCCGUGUCGACAUCCUUUCGGAGUCUCUUCCCUUCAUUCAGAAGUUCCGUGGCAAGACGAUCGUGGUCAAGUACGGUGGCGCCGCUAUGAAAUCCGCCGAUCUUCAAUCGUCCGUUAUCAACGAUCUCGUCCUUCUCUCUUGCGUCGGUCUCCGUCCAGUCCUGGUCCAUGGAGGCGGCCCGGAGAUUAACUCCUGGCUCCUUCGCCUCGGCCACCAGCCGCAGUUCCACAAUGGUCUCCGCGUCACCGACGCGCUCACCAUGGAGGUUGUCGAGAUGGUUCUGGUCGGAAAGGUAAACAAGUCCCUAGUUUCCCUCAUUAACAGCGCAGGCGCCACGGCCGUAGGCCUUUGCGGUAAGGACGCACGCCUCCUCACCGCGCGACCUUCUGCGGACGCUGCCGCCCUAGGGUUUGUAGGGGAUGUUUCGCGCGUAGAUCCUUCAAUCCUCCUUCCCAUUCUCGCAGACGGUCAUAUUCCCGUCAUCGCGUCAGUGGCUGCCGACGAUCGUGGGCAGAGCUACAAUGUGAACGCUGAUACUGCUGCAGGGGAGAUUGCCGCAGCCGUGGGGGCUGAGAAGUUGAUAUUGCUGACGGAUGUGGCUGGAAUUUUGGAGGACCGAAAUGAUCCAGGCAGCCUUGUGAAGGAGAUAAACAUUAGUGGUAUCAGAAAAAUGGUGGCUGAGGGGAAGGUAGCUGGUGGAAUGAUCCCCAAGGUGAAUUGCUGUGUGAGAUCGCUGGCCCAGGGAGUGCACACUGCUAGUAUCAUCGAUGGCCGGGUGCCACACUCCCUUCUUCUUGAGAUUAUGACCGACGAGGGGGCUGGGACAAUGAUCACUGGAUGAGUCUCGUGGGCAAUGUGAUAUGAGUAUUGGCAUUGUACUGGUCUGCUGCUAGCAAAGGUAACAGUCUCUGCACCUUCUUAGUGUUUCAAAAUAAGUUAUGCCAUUUUCUUUUUGAUCUAUAAACAAUUGGGUUCAAGAAGUUAUUUAACUGGUCUUUUUUUUUUAAUUUCUUUGUCAAUUUUUUCUGUUAGUUAUCUCAAGUCACCUGCAAUUUAGGUUGUAUCUUGUGUUCUUGCAAGACAUACAUUUAGUAUGCAUGAAUACCAUGUGGCUAUUUGAUGUAUCAAUUUUCCCUUUAGAAUAAUUGUUAGAAAGUUAUUA